CUUCCAUCCAGCCGACAUGGGUAAGUGCCGUGGAUUGCGUACCGCCAGAAAGCUGCGGGAUCACCGCCGUGAGCAGAAGUGGCAUGAUAAACAGUACAAGAAGGCCCAUUUGGGCACGGCACUGAAGGCUAACCCCUUCGGAGGAGCUUCACACGCCAAAGGAAUCGUGCUUGAGAAAGUCGGUGUUGAAGCCAAGCAGCCCAACUCUGCUAUUAGGAAGUGUGUCAGAGUCCAGCUUAUCAAGAACGGCAAGAAGAUCACUGCAUUCGUCCCCAACGACGGUUGCCUGAAUUUCAUCGAGGAAAACGAUGAGGUACUGGUGGCAGGGUUCGGUCGUAAGGGACACGCCGUCGGUGAUAUCCCUGGAGUACGUUUCAAGGUGGUGAAGGUGGCCAAUGUUUCUCUCCUGGCUCUCUACAAAGGCAAGAAGGAGAGACCUAGGUCAUAAAUACAUAAUGCCCAGAAAACAAUAAAUCAAUGUUUUUCAAGU
Messenger RNA from Ictalurus punctatus (channel catfish), 490 nucleotides. RefSeq names its product ribosomal protein S23 (gene rps23). Gene Ontology annotation, biological process: translation. The record is from RefSeq and is marked provisional. Gene Ontology annotation, molecular function: structural constituent of ribosome. NCBI's taxonomy places the organism in Eukaryota, Metazoa, Chordata, Actinopteri, Siluriformes, Ictaluridae. Gene Ontology annotation, cellular component: cytosolic small ribosomal subunit; ribosome.